This is a messenger RNA of Tetranychus urticae (two-spotted spider mite), 1821 nucleotides long. RefSeq names its product phytanoyl-CoA dioxygenase, peroxisomal-like. The record is from RefSeq and is a predicted model, not a curated record. Gene Ontology annotation, molecular function: phytanoyl-CoA dioxygenase activity. Gene Ontology annotation, biological process: fatty acid alpha-oxidation. NCBI's taxonomy places the organism in Eukaryota, Metazoa, Arthropoda, Arachnida, Trombidiformes, Tetranychidae.
GUUUUGAUCACUUAACGGUAGCAGUUUGGGUAACACUUUUAAUGAUAUAAAGUAGGAGUGAAAAGCAAAAGAAACAUGAUCAACAACUUGUUGAUGGUAUAGACAACGGUGUUUCAAUCAACAAAUGAGCCACUCUUUUCAAGUGUAGUUCAAGCUACUUACACUUUAAACUUUCCUUUUAUUUUGUGUACUUUUUCAUCGACUGUUGUAACAGUUAUUUUUGUUUUAUUGUGAAUCCAGAAUCAUUUUUUAAAAUUGAAAAUGUCUUCUGAUAUUGCUGCAAAUCAGUUUGACCGAGGAAACAAUAGUUUUGACUCGACGAAAUCUGUUUCUUCUAUUGAAAGAGCUCGACUUAUCUACAACAAUGGCAAUGAUGAAACAAGAAUUGGAUUUGAUGGAUCUUUUAAAUCGCCCCAAUCAUCAUUAACCACAACAGCAACAACACUAACCCAAUCAAAACAUGACACAGGCUCAGCAACAGAUGAUCAAGAGCAAACAAAGAGCAAGAAAAAACCAGCAAAUUGGUUGGACGUGCUUCAGAUUGACCCAAAGGUUUAUUGGCCAAAAAAGUAUCGUUACACAGCUGAACCAAGGCCAGGAAGCUAUUACAUGUUGAAUGUGCGGGAAAGAGAUUUUUAUGAAGACAAUGGAUUCCUGAUUGUAAAAAAUUUAAUCCCCGCCAAUAUGAUAGGCAAGAUUGUGAGCAACCUGGAAAGUAAAGCCAGGUCAUCGGAGCCAUCAAUAAACUCGGCUUUAACAAAUGAAACCCUAAAAGCAUUAAUUAGCUCACCUCGAAUUUCCCGUUAUGCAUCAGCAUUUUGUGGCAACAAUUUAAUGGCUAUGACUUGUUCACCCAUUUACGACUAUAUUUAUUCGGAUUUACAAUCAAAUUGUUUCCAGCGAGAUCUUCAUUGCUUACCUUUCCGUCCUGCUGAUCGUAUUGUUAGUGUUUGGAUAGCCCUUGAAUCUUGUGGUAUUGAAAUGGACGCUUCUCAAAGCAACUCUGUUCAAUACAUGGUCAUACCCGGAAGUCAUCGAACAGGCUAUCUUGAAACUAUUUAUUCGGAUGAUGAAGGUAACAAGGUGCGAAUGUUUUAUGAAAGAAUACCUGAAGUACAACGGAUUAAGGAUGAAGCAAGCAGUAAAGAGAUACGAAAGAUUACCUUAAAACCUGGCGAUGCUUUAUUUUACCAUCCUUUGUUGGCUUAUACGGUUAAACUGAAUAAUCAAGAGAAACACUCUGAUGGACAAUUGAUUGCUAUUUCAUGCAGAUAUGCAUCUUCAGACUGUGAUUAUAUUGAAAUAACUUCAGGGUCAACCUAUCAAGAUGAGGUACCACCUCACCUGGUCAACACAGUUUUUGACUAUAACCUUAACAAGGAUUUCUGGAGAAAUCAAGGAUUACUAAUUAAAGGAAAACGAAGCAAUCUUUAAUUUGACGUUCACAGUAAUUGCCUGAAGCAAACCGUUUUAAUAUUUGAUCAAUCAACUUUACUGAGCAACAAGCUUGUUGACAAGAUUGGUCUAACAAUGAAUUUAUCAUCUAAUCGUGGUUAACUAAAUACGGAAUAACCAGUAAAUUACAAUUUUCAUUUCCAAGUCAAUGUUUAAACCCAACAUUUGGCUGAACUCUUUCCUGGUCAGCAUCCAUCAACACUAGCCUCAGUGGUUGCAGCUCAAUAACUCGACGGUUUCAAAUUAUUGUAAAUUAAUCAGUGAAACAUGCUACUUCAUCAAGAGGUUCAACCAUCAGUUAACAUAAAAUGUCCUAUUAUUGGUGUAUCAGGAUGACAAGAGACAAUAAACUCAAUUUCAUCUCAA